UAUUUUCUCAGGCUGCACUGUUUUUGUGUGUUACGCUCAUGAUGAUGCAUGAAGAGCUGUAUGAUUUCUUAAACAGACGGCGGUCGGUGGGUUCGCUCCGCUGGUUCCUGGAGGAACCGGACUCUCCGACCCCGUUGCAGGAGUACCUGCAGAAGCUACUGGAGAUGAAGAUGCUCAGUAGUGAUCAGUUUGAUAACCUGGAAAAGCACACACAGUGGGGAAUCGACUUUGUGGAAAAAUACACCAAAUUUGUGAAGGAAAGGUCUGAGAUCGAGCUUAACUAUGCAAGACAGAUCAGGAAUCUGUCCAAGAAAUACCAGCCUAAGAAGAAAGAGGAAGACGACAAUAAGUACACAUGGUGCCGCGCGUUUCAUUCGACGCUAAACGAGCUGAACGAUUACGCCGGGCAGCAUGAGCUCAUCGCAGAGAACAUGACGUCACAGAUCAUCGCCGAACUCACGCGAUACGCGCAGGAAAUCAAAACAGAGAGGAAAGCGCAUUUCCAUGAUGGACGGAAGGCACAGCAACAGGUCGAAGCCAGUUGGAAACAGCUGGAAUCGUGUAAGCGGAAGUUUGAGCGGGAUUGUAAAGAAGCAGAUCGAGCCCAGCAGUACUUUGAGAAGCUGGACGCAGACAUCAACGUGACGAAAGCAGACGUGGAGAAGGCACGGCAGCAGGCUCAGAUGAGACACCAGAUGGCUUCUGACAGCAAGAAUGAAUAUUCCUCAUGUCUGCAGAAGUUCAACCAGGAACAGAAUGAACAUUAUUACACCAUCAUCCCUAAUAUCUUCCAGAAGAUCCAGGCAAUGGAGGAGAAGAGGAUAGAGCGAAUGGGCGAGUCGCUGAAGACAUUUGCGGAGGUCGACCGACAGAUUCUGCCCAUCAUUGGGAAAUGCCUGGAUGGAAUAACACAAGUGGCCGAGUCCAUCGAACCCAAGAAUGACUCCUCUCAGGUCAUAGAGUCGUAUAAGUCUGGGUUCGAGCCUCCUGGCGAUGUGGAGUUUGAAGACUACGGUCAGGCGAUGAAGAGGACGGUGUCUGAGACCAGUCUGACUAACUCACGCUCGGACAGCAAAGCGGACCGUUCCAGCAAGGGCAAGAGCAAAACUCUCUGGCCUUUCAUUAAGAAAAACAAGCUUAUGUCCCUGUUAACAUCCCCCAUACCUCGCCAGCCCCCUCCUGACCCUCCCUCACCUUCUGCUGUGACCCCUGACCCCUGCCCCACUCCCCAGACCCCCAAACAGUCCAAGGAGCCCUUGUCCCACCGAUUCAACGACCUCAUGACCUCCAAGCCCAAAAUGCACUGCCUCAGGAGCCUCCGGCGAGGGCUCUCUUUAAAGCUGCUCUCACUCAAUGCCCACGUGCGGAACCUUAUUGAGGGUUCGAAUCCUGAGGACUUCAGUCAUCUUCCUCCAGAGCAGAGAAGGAAGAAGCUUCAGGCGAAGAUCGACGACAUCAAUAAAGACAUACAGAAAGAGAUGGACCAGAGAGAUGCUUUGACUAAAAUGAAGGAAGUGUAUGUAAAGAACCCACAGAUGGGGGAUCCCAACAGCGUGGACCCUCGGUUAGCAGAGAUCGCCCACAACAUUGAGAAACUGCAGGCGGAGGCACAGAAAUUUGAGGGCUGGUUAGCGGAGGUCGAAGGAAGGAUGCCGGUAAAGAGUGACCCCCCAAAGAGGACGAGUGUUCUAUACGAGACCCAAAACAGCACACCACCCACCAACAACAACUGCGCACAGGAUAGAGAGAGCAGUCCGGAUGGCAGUUAUACAGAGGAACCGAGUUCUGAGGUCCAGAGUAAAGUCCAACCUGAAACAGCAGAGUCUGGAGAUGAAUUUGAUGACGCAGAUGAAGAAAUGCUACCGACCAUCGGCACCUGCAAAGCCCUCUACCAGUUUGAAGGUGCUAAUGAAGGCACUAUCUCAGUAGUGGAGGGUGAGCUCUUGUAUGUAAUAGAGGAAGACAAAGGUGAUGGAUGGACGCGUAUUAGAAGAAACGAGGAAGAGGAGGGUUACGUCCCCACAUCCUACGUCGAGGUCUUUCUGGACUCCAACGCCAAAGAUUCGUAAAGUAUGGAAGGAGGACUCUGGUGCAGGGCAAACAGCAGCCACAUGUGAGGAAAACUACAGCCUACCCUCCAUGAACCGCCCUAGAGUGAGACAGAUGAGAGACAGGCACAAAACAAAGAGAGGAACAGUGAAAGAAGCGAGAGGAAGAGGCUAUAGAGACCUCUCGGUCUAAAUUCUCCUGCUGUAGAGAGGAACUUUAUCAGUGAAUCAGAGAAAUAUUAUGGCAUUUAGAUUUAUUACCUGUCUGUUAUUUUAUAAUGAGGUGAAUAUGAUCUGCAUAUAUCAUUUUGCUUUACGGCUCUUCAUCGCUGCUGAAUGGCGCUAAACUUUCUUUCAGCCUGUGCGAGUGAGUGUAUGUAUGUGUGUUUGUCUUUAACCGUCUUGUGUCAAAUUUCCUCACCUUUCCUCGAACUAAAACCCUGGGAAUGUGGUCUGCUAAAGGAGCUGAAUUUGCGGUACCACGACAGUGCUGCGUUCCAUCCAUAUUCAUAUUAUAUAUAGCUUGAUGCUCGAAAGAUGAUGUACACUACUGGUCAAAAGUUUGGAACAAUUAAGAUUUUUAAUGUUUUGCUAUUCUGC
Molecule: messenger RNA, 2648 nt
Organism: Sinocyclocheilus grahami
Lineage: Eukaryota; Metazoa; Chordata; Actinopteri; Cypriniformes; Cyprinidae
Gene: fnbp1b
Product: formin binding protein 1b
Exons: 18
Coding region: 39-2069 (676 amino acids)
Biological process (GO): signal transduction
Molecular function (GO): protein binding
Source: RefSeq, a predicted model, not a curated record